Messenger RNA from Uncinocarpus reesii 1704, 1425 nucleotides. RefSeq lists its product as uncharacterized. NCBI's taxonomy places the organism in Eukaryota, Fungi, Ascomycota, Eurotiomycetes, Onygenales, Onygenaceae. The coding region runs from base 1 to 1425 and encodes 474 amino acids. Gene Ontology annotation, molecular function: transmembrane transporter activity. Gene Ontology annotation, biological process: transmembrane transport. The record is from RefSeq and is a predicted model, not a curated record. The transcript has 4 exons. Gene Ontology annotation, cellular component: membrane.
AUGACAUCCAUGCCUUCGCCUGUACUCGGGCAGGAUGCUUGGCCAGCAGAUCGCGAAGACAUCCGGUCCCAGGCCCAGGAGGGAGGCCAUGGACAGGAGCAAGCGCCAGGCACGGAUAGCCCCAAGCAGCCACCCUCCGACCCCUACUACAGCGAAAUGGACAUUGAGAAGCUGGGUCGAGCUCGCCCCGAAGCAUUCAGCAAUGCCUGGUCGGAGGUGGCGUUUUGCUUUUCCAUCGUCAUGUCGCAAGUUCUUGCAGAAUACUUCAUUUCGGGAUUCAAUGUCAUUAUCCCCACCCUGGUCGAGGAGUUCGAUAUACCCGACGCGAUGGCCGUGUGGCCCGCCAGUGCGUUCUCGUUGGUAAUUGCUUCUGUCUUGCUGUUCUUUGGUCGCCUGGGUGACAUGAUUGGCGGUUUCCCGGUCUAUGUGGGCGGCAUGGCUUGGUUGUGCGUCUGGUCUCUGAUCGCCGGAUUCUCGAAGAACCGCUUGAUGCUCAUCUUCUGUCGAGCACUGCAAGGGUUGGGCCCUGCGGCGUAUCUUCCAACGAGCCUGAUGCUGCUGGCCAACGUCUACCGGCCGGGGCCACGGAAGAACUUGGUAUUCAGCAUCUACGGAACCUGCGCGGUCAUCGGGAUUCUUCGCAGUGCACAUGCGGCUAACGGGUGGAAGACGCCGUACAUUUAUGUCUGCUUCAUCCUGGGUUUCCUGUUCCUUGGAGCCGCGCUUUACGUGGAAGGUUGGGUUGCCGACCAUCCACUGCUUCCUUUUGACCUGUUCAAGGUGCCACACAUGACGCCAUUGGUCAUCAUGCUUCUCUUUUUUUAUGGCUCCUUUGGUGUGUUCUUGCUCUAUGGGACAUUAUACAUGGUCCAUAUCAUGGGAGCAUCCCCUAUGCAGGUGGUCGCAUGGUGCAUUCCCAUGGUCGUGGGCGGAUUCAUCUUCCCCCUUGCCGUUGGAAUUUUCCUCCAUCUCGUCUCAGGAACCGUCCUCCUCGCCUUCUCCACCCUGGCCUGGAUCGGCUCCGGCCUGCUUUUCGCGCUCAUGCCCGUUGGCGCAUCGUACUGGGCCUUUGCGUUUCCCGCCAUGAUCUGCGCCACCAUGGGGAUCGAUGUGACCUUCAACAUCACCAACAUUUUCAUCACGACGAAGCAGCCCAGCGAUCGGCAGGGCCUGGCGGGAGCGCUGAUCAACUCGGUGCUGCACCUGAGCAUUGCGUUCUUCCUUGGCUUCGCGGACCUUGCGCAGGUGGAGACGGACUAUCUGGGCCGGAGGAAAAGUUACCAGGUGGUGUUCUGGUACCAGGUUGGGUGCUCGGUGGUGGCGUUUGCGAUCAUGGUGCUGUUGGUGCGUGUGUCGCGGGCAAAGAGCGAGUUGACGAUGGAUGAACGGCGGCAGCUGGAGAUGGAGCAGCGGUCAUCGGGCUGA